UCAUGGCUCAAGUUUGUGUCCUUGAAGCAAAGGUGCAACUCAAAUCAUGUCCUGAAAAGUUCUAUAACUUUCUCAAGAGCCAAAACCAGCACAUUCCAAAUAAUGCACACAGCGAAAACAUGCAUGGUGUUGAGAUUCAUGAAGGCGAUUGGGAGACUUCUGGCUCUGUCAAGCUUUGGAAGUAUAGCUUAGAAGGAAAAGAGGAGAUAUUCAAGGAAAGGAUUGAAGUGGAUGAAAUAAACAAGACUAUAACUUAUGUUGCAGUGGGAGGGAAUGUUUUGGAGUUGUACAAAAAUUACAAGGCCAUCGUGAAGGUUGAGAAUAUUGGAAUAUUGAAAUUGAGAUUAGAAUAUGAGAAGCUUAAUGACGACAUCCCACCUCCAAAGAAAUACCAGCAGUUUAUCAUUAAUAUUGUUAAAGACAUUGAUGCAAUCUUAGUCAAAGGUUAA
Molecule: messenger RNA, 449 nt
Organism: Gastrolobium bilobum
Lineage: Eukaryota; Viridiplantae; Streptophyta; Magnoliopsida; Fabales; Fabaceae
Product: MLP-like protein 328
Exons: 2
Coding region: 3-449 (148 amino acids)
Biological process (GO): defense response
Source: RefSeq, a predicted model, not a curated record